Paramecium octaurelia is the source of this 2501-nucleotide messenger RNA. NCBI's taxonomy places the organism in Eukaryota, Ciliophora, Oligohymenophorea, Peniculida, Parameciidae. The record is from the annotation of a GenBank genome assembly.
AAUAUGGCUGCACCUGACUAUGAUUCUUUUCGAAAGAUUAAAGUGCUUGGAGAGGGCGCUUUUGGUAAAGCUCUAUUAGUCGAGGAUAUUCGAGAUGGGUACUACAUUUAUUUUACUCUUAGGACUUAUUGGGUUAAGAAAUAAAUAGAUAUCAGUUCAAUGCCCUAAAAAGAAAAGGAAGAAACAAUUAAAGAAGCUAAAAUACUAUAAUGUUUAGAUCAUCCAAAUAUAGUUAAGUUUAAAGAUGUAUUCGCAACUAAGUAAGGUAAAUUAUGUAUUGUAAUGGAAUAUGCUGAUGGUAAUCAAUAAUUUUAUAGCUAGGUGGUGACUUAGAAAAGAAAAUCAAAAGUUAAUAAGGUAAACACUUCACUGAAUCAUAAAUACUGGAUUGGUUCACAUAAAUUUGUUUGGCACUGAAACAUGUUCAUGAUAGGAAAAUUAUUCACAGAGACUUGAAAGGAUAAAAUAUAUUUCUGAAUAAAGCCAAUAGAGUAAAGCUAGGAGAUUUUGGUAUUGCAAAGAUUUUGGGAAAUACUUUAGAAAAAGCAAAGACUCAAGUAGGAACUCCUUAUUAUUUAUCUCCAGAGAUAAUUGAAUCAAAGCCUUACUCUUAGGCGGUAAAUUAUAUCAGUAAUUUAGAGCGACAUUUGGUCUCUAGGGGCAAUUUUAUAUGAAUUGUGUGCUUUGAAACCACCUUUUACUGCAGAUAGUUUGCAUUUCUUAGCUUUAAAAAUUAUUAAAGGACAAUUUGUACAAAUUCCAAGCACCUUUUCAAAAGAAAUGAAUAAUUUGGUUAAAUUAUUAUUACAAACAUAACCAUCAAAAAGACCAAAUAUAAAUUAAAUUUUAAGUAAAUAAAUUUUAAUUAAUUUCAGAAAUGCCAAUAAUUAGUGCGAGAAUGAAGGAGUUCCUGACUGAAAGUUAAUAAAAGGUUGAAUUUGCUCAUACUAUUUUGCAUAAAUAAGUAAAUUAUAAUAAAAAAAAAUAAAUAGAAAAUUAACUGUUUAGCUAAAUUGUCAGAUUUAAAGCUUAUUGAUGAAGAUAAUCUUAGACCACCUCCUAAUCUAUUAAGUAAGUAAAAUAGUAGCUAAUCAUCAUCAUCAUUGCAAUAACAACAACCAUAAUAAUAAUAAUAAUAACAAUAAUAACAAUAAUAAUAAUAAUAAUAAUAACAAUAAUAACCUGUUCUAAAACAAUAAUAAUAUGUACCUUAAUAUUAGUUUAUUUCAAAAUAAGCUCAUAACUAAUAAUAAUAAUAAUAAUAAUAAUAAUAAUAACAACAACAAUAAUAAUAAUAAUAAGUUCAAUAAUAAAAAGUAUAAUAAGUCUAAUAAUAACAAAAAUAACAAAGCAAUUAAAUAUAAUAAUAAUAAUAGAAUAAAAACAAUUAAGGUAGAUAAGAAAAACCAUUAGUUUAAUAGCAUGUUAUAUAAUAACCAAAAUAAUAUGCAUAAUAACCAAGACGCGAAUAAUAAAAGCCAAAUACAGCUGUAUAGCCAUAAAAACAAAGGAAUAACAGCAAGAAUAAAUUAGUAGACUUAGAAAAAUAAGAAUAAGAAAGAAAAAGAAUGUAGUAAAUUAAAUUAGAAGCCGAUAUUAAAAGAAAAGAGGAAGAAAAGAAAAAAUUACUAAAAAUACAAUAAGAAGAGGAAGCAAAAAAAAGAAUUAAAGAAGAUCAAAAAAAGAAGAGAGAAUAAUAAUAAAAAGAGAUGAGAGAAGAUCUCCAAAAAAGAAGAUAAUAAUUAUAAUAAUAAAGCUAACCAGAUCUUGAAAGUGAACCGAAAUAUAUUGUUAGACAAACAAUCUCAUAACCAGAAAAUUUGGAUGAUAUAUUGGAAGAAUAUAAUAGUGAAGAAGAAACUUAUGAGGCUGAAGGUUAAUCGAGUAAUAAAAAACAAUUCUAAGAUGCGGAACUUGAGGAUCAAGACGAACCAAAUAUGGAUUAUGGAUUAGUAUAACAGGAAAAUGAUGCUGAAAUGGAUGCAUUAUAAUAAGCAAUCUUAUGUAAGGAGUAUGAGAAAGUGGUAUGUAGAAUACAUUAAUUAUUAGCUUGAGGAAGUGUAAGAAACUAAUAAUAUUGUGAAUCAAUUAUAAGAUCCAUAAUUUGAAAAAAAAAGAUAAUAGAUACUAGAAUAAUUUGAUCUUGGGGAUGGUCUAGAUUUUGAUGAUUUAGAAGAUGAUGAUGAUGAAGACGAUUUAAAUCUAACAAAAACUGCUAAAACAACUAACUAAGAUGUCGGACUGGAUUACUUUAAUAAUCCAUAAGGCUUAAGAUUAUAUUUAUAGCAAGUGCUUAGCAAAGAAGCAUUUGAAAAAAUCUAUAAUUACACUUUAAAGUAAACAUUACAUAUAAUCUUAGUGAUCUUUUGACAUAUUAAGUAGAAGAAAUUGAAAAAAUGAUUAGCAAUAACAAAAGUUUGUUACAAUACAUAACACACGAAGAAACAAAAAAGUUUAUACCUUUGAUGUUGUAAUUAGUAGUAUAGGAAAAUAGUUAAUGA